AUGAGUCUACCAAUGAGUAAAAAAGAUAAAGAUGUGGAUCUCAUGUGUGACGACAUACACAAAACCAAAGCCAAUGCAUGCGCUGAUAAACUUUGGUUUGUUGGCCAUCGGUCGAGAAAAUACCCGGAAAAUGAACCGGAAUUAGAAAAACAUUGUAAAGAAACGGCUAAUUUGAUUAAAUGUGUUAAGGAUUACACAGAUGUUUGUGGUAAUGAAGUGCACAGACAGUUGGCUAAUGUGAUGCUCUAUACGGUUAAGACUUUAGACAGAAGUUAUUGCACUAAAUCAUCAAAAAAGACUGAAUUGAUGUCAUUCUCGGUUUGCGGAAAUCAUAUCAGAGAUCAAUCUAACAAAUGUAUGGAUCAAUUCAUGAUAGCACUCGGAAAGUCCAGCGCUUAUACAACCAAAUUAAAAGUGCCCCACGCGUGCUGUGCUUUCCAUAAUCUUAAGUCAUGUAUUAUGAGUUCCGCAUUCAAUGACAAUAAAUGCAAUGAGAAAACCGUCGAUUUAUACGAAAAAUAUAUUUCAUCGAUGGCUUCAAACACUGUGAAUAUGAUGUGCAGUGACUAUGAGGAAGAUUCGGAUAAAUGUCAACAUUUACCACAUUUGCCAAAAGGCACUAAAUAUUCAAAGGCUCUGUCGGUUAUUGACGGCUUCGGUAGUAUUCUAGACUAA
This is a messenger RNA of Oppia nitens, 675 nucleotides long. RefSeq lists its product as uncharacterized. Lineage: Eukaryota; Metazoa; Arthropoda; Arachnida; Sarcoptiformes; Oppiidae. The transcript is spliced from 2 exons. Bases 1 to 675 code for a protein of 224 amino acids. The record is from RefSeq and is a predicted model, not a curated record.